CAGUGUUUGGAUUUGUAGACAGCUUGGUAAUCAUGGAUAUAAACUCUGUGGUUUCGGAGAUAAGCCGCCCAAAGGGACAAAAUGGCAGUCCAACGACUAAACGUUCUUCCUCUAAAUCCUCCAAGAAAAAAGCUCCUGCUAAACGUGCUACUGUUUAUUUCGAGGUGGAGAUCCUGGACGGCAAGACCCGGGAGAAGCUGUGCUUCCUGGACAAGGUGGAACCCAAUGCUACCAUUGCAGACAUAAAGAACCUGUUCACCAGAUCCCAUCCUGAGUGGUACCCGGCCCGACAGUCAUUACGUUUGGACCCCAAGGGACGGUCUCUGAAAGAUGAGGACAUUCUGCAGAACCUGCCGGUGGGAACAACGGCGACUCUGUACUUUAGAGACCUGGGAGCACAGAUCAGCUGGGUCACGGUAUUCCUGACCGAGUACGCCGGACCCUUCAUCAUCUAUUUACUUUUCUACUUCCGCGUCCCCUUUAUUUACGGCCCCAAAUACGACUUCAUCACAAGCCGGCACUCGGUGGUCCACCUGGCCUGCAUCUGCCAUUCGUUUCACUACAUAAAGCGUCUGCUGGAGACUCUGUUUGUACAUCGCUUUUCUCACGGCACAAUGCCGCUGCGGAACAUCUUUAAGAACUGUAUGUAUUACUGGGGCUUUGCUGCUUGGAUGGCGUACUACAUCAAUCACCCCCUGUAUACUCCUCCAGCAUUUGGGGAAGAACAAGUGAAAAUUGCCGUCAUCAUAUUUCUGUUUUGUCAGCUGGGUAACUUCUCCAUACACAUCGCUCUGAGGAACCUGAGGCCAGCCGGUUCAAAGACGCGGAAAAUUCCCUUCCCGACACGUAACCCCUUCACAUGGCUCUUCCUGCUGGUGUCUUGCCCCAACUACACAUAUGAGGUGGGCUCCUGGAUCGGAUUCGCCAUAAUGACUCAGUGUCUGCCCGUGGCACUGUUCUCAUUGGUCGGAUUCAUCCAGAUGACAAUUUGGGCCAAAGGAAAACACCGCAGCUAUCUGAAGGAGUUCAAGGACUACCCACCUCUCCGCUCCCCCAUAAUGCCCUUCAUCCUGUGACCUCUGACCCCCUCAAUUUAGUCUUUUUUAUUUUGGAUCUCAUGCCCCCUGUCCCGGAACUCUAAACCUCACUGCACUGAACACUGAGCCCGCUAGGUCUGUCUCCUCAUGGCCCGUCCCUGGAAUAACUCAUCUCCAUCCUCCACAAUAGGAGGGGGGGGGGAUUAUUAUUAGUUGAACUUGUCAACACGUUUUGGUACUAAUAUACAGGAGAUAAGAAUAAAAACUUGACAUUUUAAUUAA
Molecule: messenger RNA, 1319 nt
Organism: Nanorana parkeri
Lineage: Eukaryota; Metazoa; Chordata; Amphibia; Anura; Dicroglossidae
Gene: TECR
Product: trans-2,3-enoyl-CoA reductase
Exons: 12
Coding region: 33-1076 (347 amino acids)
Biological process (GO): very long-chain fatty acid biosynthetic process
Molecular function (GO): oxidoreductase activity, acting on the CH-CH group of donors
Source: RefSeq, a predicted model, not a curated record